Pocillopora meandrina is the source of this 5065-nucleotide messenger RNA. NCBI's taxonomy places the organism in Eukaryota, Metazoa, Cnidaria, Anthozoa, Scleractinia, Pocilloporidae. The record is from the annotation of a GenBank genome assembly.
UUUCAAACCUUCCUGCCAGGUAAAUUCGGGUCUCGAGAGGGGUUACUGGUUUACCUGGAAGGAGGGGCUGAUCCGGACUUUUGAAAAGCGUAGCCAUUUGUAGUGAAUCAACCACUGAAGGUCUCAGGAGAGAGAUCAUAUAAUAACUCUUCGUACUUCCCAGACAGUUUACCUUCCACGAGUAAAUGUUUCAGCUGUUGUGUGCGUACGUCGUGCGUCACGCAAUAGAAGUCACGCAUUCGUUUUGUUGAUGACGUUCAUAGGCGCGCGUAAUAAGUUGCGCCAUAUGAAUCCGACAAUGGCGGCAUUGAAUCUUCCUGAGAGUGAAGGUUCUCCAGAAGAAAUAUCGGAAAAACGACCGAAGUUAUUGACUAGAGUGAAGGCAGUGGUUUUUAAGAAUUUCUUGUCUAUAAGCUUAGUCUUUUUCGUAGCUUUAGGAAUUUUGGUUCCAGAACCCGGCGUCUUCUUCAGCGAACUACCGACCCACUAUGUCUGUGUCGUUGGAAUCUUUCUUCACAGUGGAAUCAAACUUAAAACAGGAGAAGUGAAAGACGCUUUUAAAGCGUUCAAGGCUAUGAUCUGGGGUGUUAUUUGUAUUUUGUUGAUUACGCCGAUUAUUGGCGGACAUUUAACUGGAUUGUUGCCAUACACUGUCACAAAGGGUCAUGCCACGACAAACGGCGUUGAAAUAAAUGGAAGUUCCUCGUCCACUGGAGGACACUCAGAGGGUAGUUCAGUACUUGGUCCAGUUUUUUUUCAAAUAGGAAUGCAGAUUUAUUUCAUCGUGCCGUGUACGAUCUCGUCUGGCGUUAUCUUGGUAAGUUUAAAACAUGUGUCAUAGAGCGAUAGGGAAUUUGGCGAGCUUAGGAAAGUUUAAUUUUUUCUCCAUUUAUCCCCCACACACACAUACACAACACCUGCAGAAUAGUAGGGUUUUUAUUAUUAUUUUUAUUAUUAUUAUUAUUAUUAUUUAGUUAUUUAUUUUCUGACCUGACCCUGUCCAACAUUUUGUCAAAGAUGUCAAUAACCAGUUACACAGAAUAUUUUAUAACCUUUAAGUUUUUCCUGCCCUGUGGGUCAAGAGGUCCAGGUUUGAAACCUGGCCGCGUAAAUGUAUUGGGUUUUUGGGCAAAACACUCACACUACCUCUCUCCACCAAGGGGUAUAGAAUUGUUCUUAAGAGUGUCUUUAAUUUUAGCGUGGACUGAAUGAACAUUUGAUAAAGACACCAACAGAACAAACAUGUGAUCAACACGUGAAACAUUUUUGAAGUGCAUGUGAAACAAAUGAGCCAAGGCAACUUCUCUCUUUGAAAUGCAAGUGUCCCACUUUUGUAAGAUUCAUAUGCUGACAGUUUUCAUACAUUAAAAUAGGUUGGAAAACAACUAUCUUACAUGUGAAACACUUUUGAAGUGCAUGUGAAAUAAACAAGCCAAGUUAACAUCACUCUAUGAAAUGUGCUCCACUUUUGUAAGAUUCAUAUGCUUGCAGUUUUCGCAAAUUAAAAUAGGCAGGGACGCAACUAUCUUGCUUGCUUGCUUUAAAAAUUAUUGACAUAAUGGUUCCAAAAUAAAUUAGGAUUAUGAUAUUGGUUAUAAUUUAAGUGUCUAAGUUUUAGAUAUACAAUUUUUUUAUCAACAGACAGCACAAGCUGGAGGUGCUGUAGCACUGUCAGUGCUGCUCACAGUGUUUUGUAACUUGGCUGCUGUAUUCACCGUUCCUCCUCUUGUGGCCUGGAUAAUAAAUUUUGAGAAUGUUAGGCUGGAUCUAGUAACAUUUUUGAUUAAACUGUUGCUGACAGUGCUUCUUCCAUUAUUGGUAAGUGUUAUAGCAAGAGUGUAAUAAUGCAAGAUUCAAUACAUGAAAUUCUUGGUGCUAAAGUUAAAAGAACCAAGUGACAGAUAGGAGGGUGGCAAAGCAGGUAUCCUGAUCUCGUUUCAUGCUUGAAUAUUUGGAAAAAUGCAUGUUUCAUGUAUAUAAGGGGAAAAAUUUCAAAUUCUCAUCUUGUGUACAAGGUUUCAGGGAAAUACUGAAGUUUUUUUGUGAAAUGAUAUGAAAAAUCUAUGGGUCACAUAUAUUUCAGGAGGCAAAUUAAACUUGAUUCUGGUUCAUAAAUUCACAAAUCUCACUGGCCUUUCUGUUAAAUUUGCACGUCACAUAUUAAUUUGGCCUUAAUCACAGAUUUAAUGAAUGUAACCGAAGAAGUUAAAAUUCAUAGACUGCAGAACAGUUGCAUGAUUCAACUAGUUGUUUGCAUUGCUUUCACUAUCUGUAAGAUGAAGAUAUGUCAAGUUUUGUGACUCCUGUAAUUACAAAUGAUCAAAUAAACAAUUUCUUUUCGAGACAAAAAGAUGCCUAGAUGUUACAAAGUAUUUGAACUAGAUACAAGGGUUUUUGUUGAGGGAGGAAAGUGGUAAAUCUGAAACAAGCAAUUAAGGUUUAUCUAGCUUUGAAGGCAACCAAGGCCUAGCAUGUGCUCCUUUAUAUUUUUGCACACAGACAAACAUUUAAUUCUCUCACUCCCAAGAUAUCAUUUCUAGUCUCGUUACUGAAUGCCAUACAGUUCUUAUCAUGUUAGUUCAGAGAAUUUAGCAUUGGAUCAACUAAUAACCCCCUAAUUGAUAUUUUUCUUCAUUUUCAUCACUUGCCUUUGUAUUGUAUUUGUAUUGUAAGGAGUACUUCUGUCUUGGUUCCUCACAGAAGUUAGGGUUAGUGGCAUUUGCUACUGGCACUGAGAUAAAUUUUUUCAAUUUUUUUUUCUUCUUUAUAGGUUGGCAAAGGUUUGAGAUAUAUACCCCAUGUGAAGCCAUGUGUGAAGAAAUAUUCCAAUACACUGAAAGUGAUCAGCAUCAUACUAUUGACUAUGAUUCCUUGGCUAAAGGUCAGCCAAGCAAGUGCACAAAAAGCCUUCACCGGAUUCUCUGUUGGAAGUGUUUUUGCUGUUAUUGGAUGGGGCCUAGCAAUGCACCUUCUUUUUAUCAUCAUUGUCAUUUUUCCAUGUUUUCUACUGAAACUGGAAAAAUCUGCUCUUAAGUCAGUUGUGAUAAUGGCCAGUCAAAAAUCCCUGGCAGUCGCAGUAUCAAUAGCUGGUUAUCUUCCAUUUACGCAAGCUGAACAAGGCUUGCUAAGCUUGCCAAUGAUUUUAAUUCACCUUGGAAUUCUUGUGGCUGAUUCAGUGUGGGCAUCUUGGUGGUUUGCACGGGAUGCUAAGAAAGAAAAAGAGAAAGCUGACCCUGGCAACAUGGCGUUAAAUGGAGAUGAGACUACUAAUCAAACAACUAAUGAUGAGCUGGAUCAUUUAUGUUGUGAUGCAAAUCAACAGUUUCAUGUUUCAUCUGUUUAAUGACCAAAGUCAUAUCCCAUCUUUCCUCAAAUAAUGGCUGUGCUCUAUUAAGCACCCUCCCCAAAUUAGCACCCACCCUCUAGGCCAUAAUAUCAAACAAGCACCUCUCUUGAAUAAAUACCCCCAUCCCCCCUCCUCCCUCUUUUUCUUAGAUAAUAGGGAUACAAGGAAAACCUGUUUUUAUUGCCACUUUAUUUAAUGGAUUUUUAAGCUUUAAAAGUGCUGAAUCAGUUUAGGAGAAUAAUAAGUGCCCUCCUAAUAAGUAUCACUCUUUUUUUUGCCUCAAAUAAGUGCCUGGGUGCUUAUUCAAGGAAACACAGUAGCUCUGAAGUAAAUUAUUACUCUGAAUCGAGCUUUAGUGUGGUCUUCAUUUCUAGACUUGUUUAUCUUGACAUCAGUAAAUCACUUGGUACUUGGCACAGGGGUAGUACAUGUGUCAGUGAGAAGGGGGAAGAAGUAUAUAUUGUAACAAAAUUAUCGAAUGUGGUUAGCUAUCAUUAGCCCGAUUUGAGAACUAAUAGGACAGCGUACACAUCACGCUUGUAAUUGGACAAGCAUGAUAUGUACGCUGCUUUUGUAUGUGAACAGUACGUGUUGUGUGUGGACUGUUGUUGUGCAUCUCCUGAAAUUAUCAGUUGUUUUUUUUUUUAAUGAAGACAUUUCAUCAGUCUAAUUUCUUUCUUGAAUUUUGUCAGUUUUGAUUAAUUGGUAACAGAACUUUGUGUAGUCCAAUUCUGUUGGUAAUCAUACCAGCGAUUAACAAAUCACUCGACUCAGGCCUGUUGCUGUUAUUAACCCUUUGACCCCUCAAAAGAUUGUUUAUUCUUUCUCUUGGCUGCUGCACUUUUCCUUGUUAAUUAGUUUUGAGAGUUUGUUGUUAGAUCAAGAUAAGAACUUCUACCUGGUAGGUUUGAGUAUUCUCAUUACCUGUUCACUGGAUAAUAAAUCUCCUCUGGUAGUUAAAAGGUUAACUGUUUACACCCCAACAUCAGUAUGCUUAGUCGCAGUACUGUUCAUAUACAUACAUUUCCUAAAGUGCUGUAAGGGAUAAUUUGUUUAAAAUUCCAGUGAGUCUUUAAUUGGUGAUCACUUCCUUUUAUGUGUGAUCCAGGAGUGAUAUUAGAAGGACAAAUGAGAUGUUAGUUAUUCUUAGGGGUUGAUUGGUUAACAAGGAGGAGUUCGACUAAACUGGGUUUUUUUUUUUUUCAUAUUUAGUAAUCUGGUGGUGGGGUAUGUCUUCAAGUGUGUCUCUUGUAUGUUUAGAAAAGGAGGUCUUUAAUUAUUUAAUCAAUUGAUUAUUUAUUUUUCCAUUCAACUUUGCUUUCUCAUUUCAUCUAAGUAUGUACGAGAGUAAGAAUUCACUCUCAAAAUUAAGGCCUGGAGAAUUCUUAAUAGAGAAAAGAAGCCUGAAGCUUCUUCGCCCUAUAUCAGAACAAAUAAUUAUACGCUUGAAAAAUAAUUUAAAUACAUAAUGACCCACUUAAUUUAUUGCAGAGUCUUCCACAUAUAUGUUUGUCUAAAAGCAAGCAAUCAAAUUAUGUACUUUCAAUUUUGAAAUAGCUGAAAAGUCUAUUGGAAAACACCACUUUCAUGGUCUGGUUAUAUAAUUUUCUGUUCUAAUGAUAAAACACGUCAGAUCAAUUUCAUUUAUAGAGAUAAAUAAUUCCAUUCUAUUAUCAUUUUAUCAAUGUUAGUUAUAAAAUUAAUGGAAGUAUCACACCC